Molecule: messenger RNA, 3108 nt
Organism: Vitrella brassicaformis
Lineage: Eukaryota; Vitrellaceae
Source: the annotation of a GenBank genome assembly
AGAAAAAAUGCCCCCACACAUCAUGUCAUCACCAUCCCCCAUCCAUCCACCACAUCAGAGAGUCAGUUGGCGGCUUUCGCCUGUGCAGCCAACUCUAACAGCGACCCACCGCCCGCCCCCGAGGCAGCCCGAAUGAGCCGCCCCUCGGGCACGGUGACCGACGGCAUGGCGCCGUGGACAAUCAGCACCAACAGGGGCGGACGGCUGCCCUUCGCUACACCCUUGCCGCCCUUCUGCACACACACACACACACACACAGAUGGUGGGGUGGUUGCUGUCUUUGUGUAUCUGACCUUGCCAGUGGGCGGCAGUGGCUGGUUCGGCGAGGGCAUCUGCACAAACGACGUCAGGAAGUCCACCAUGAGCUUGGGGCCGCCACUGAGGCUCACACCUGCACACAACCACCGCACACACACAAAUGGCGCAUAUCACAGCGGACAAGACGCGAGACGUUAAUUCUCUCUUCUUAUGCUGACUCGGUGCAGGUGGCUGUGCGACGGGCGCUGCUACGAAGGGCAUGGCCGACGGGCCCCCACUGCCGCCCACAGGCUUGCCAAAGCGGCUCAGGAAGUCCACCAAGGCAGCCACUACAUCCUGGUGAUCACACCCCCCACCAGCAUCCCAGCACACCAUUGGCGGACAUGAUGGAUGGCCGGGAUGUCUCUCUCGUUUACUUGGCUGUCUUUGGGAUCUUGAGGCAGGUUGAAGUCGACAGCAGCUAUCUCUACAGUGGUGGACCGGGCACUCACCGGGCCGUAACGAGGCUCACGACAACUGCACAUCAUGACGGCACAACACAACGCGCAGACGUUUUGUUGUUUGGUGUCUCUUCAAGGGUCAGAUUCGUUCGUCCAUUGACCCACCUGUUAGGGUCGGUGAAGUCCUGCAGGUGUGGAUUCAACUUGACAUGUGCCUGUAGACUGACCGCCACGCUCUGCGGCUCCCCCGCCAGCCGCAUACCUCCCGCGAUCUCCUCUACCAAUCCAUCGCCGGAGCUAAACGCUAAGGUACCGCCGCCACCGCGACACCCGCCACUAUCCCUACUCGCGCCACCCGCACCCUCCUCCCCCAUCGCCUCCUCUGGCUGCUCCUUCAUCCCACUGGUCGCCGCCAUCGGCCCCUCUGCCCCCAACCUGCUUUGGAUGAGUGACAUCAGCAGGCUGCCCGCUGUGCUGUCGUCCUCCGCUCCCUCUCGCUCGUCCGUCGGCGGCUCCUCGUUGGGCUCGGCACUGUCGUCCUCCUGCUCCGGGCCGCCCUCCGCUGUGGCGGUGCUGUCGGCGUGUGGGUCGGGGUGCGAUGGUGUGCUUCGCCAGGCGGCCUGUAUGUUGGUGACGGUGUUGUCGGUGGAUGUGCGGAGGGCCGCGAGGGUGUGUGCGAGGGUGUGGAGGAGGCCGGGGGUGGUGGGCUGGCCCCAGAAGGUGUCCCUGGCGCCACUGGUGUCGGUGCCGAUGUUGAGGAGACACAAAUUCUGACCCUCUGAAGGCAGCAACAGGAGAGAGAGGGAAGGAUGAGGGGCGGGGUGUGUGGAAUGCAUGGGUGGCGGCUCACUUGCGAUGACGUCCUCUACCACUCCUGCGAUGUCACCGAGUAGCUGCUCGGGGAGAAAACGCAACGGAGAAUGAGAGCAGAAGGGCCGUGAUUGUGUGUUGGUUUCACCGACCUGCUUGAGUUCGUAGGAGGUGUCAGCCUGCUGUGACGGUGCCGUGCCGUCGACAGACUUGGGGUCCGACCAGUCGACCAUCAGAAUGUGGUUCGGCCGCCCCAGCCGAUUCGACACUGCAAACCACACAUAACAACAGCAACAACAACAACAUACACAAUCCCUUCUCCUCAUUCCCUCCCGUCCAACCCCUUACCGAGCAGCCUGUGGAAGCCCAGCAAGGCCUCAUAGGUCCCCUUGGCAUCCUUGCCCUUCUCCUCCUCUGCUUGCGGCUUGGCCGGCUGCGGCGCACACGAUGGCGCGGGGCCAAACAUGGACGCCAGCAGCGACAUGCCUGACGCAGACGCCGCGCCAGGCAUGGCAGCGAUGGCCUUGAGGUCUAUGGCGGGGGCGGGCGGGGGAUGGGCCGGGACGGGCUUGGCAUCCUUGGUGAUUGUGUCGGCCACAUCCAAAGGGAAGGUCAGCCGGACGGCGAAUGGGUCGGGGGCUGCCGGCUUGGUGGUGGGGGCUGUCUUGGUAUCGUCGUUACUGGCCUUCUCCUGCUCGCUCGUGGGCAGGUCGAUUUUUACAGGGCGUGUUGAUGUGUCCGGUGCCUCGCCCUUCUCGCCAUGGUCAUCCUCCUUUUCCCCCUUGGCCGCUUCCCCGCUCCUGACCAGUCUGCAGACGACACGCGGCCGGGGGCCGGCCUGGUGCUGCUGGUAGUAGGGGGACUGCUCGAGCAGUGUCUGGAUCUUGCGCAUGAGAGCGUCGGUGUGCUGCAGCUCACGCAGAUGCUGCUGCUCUAUCUCGGCCAAGCCGACCUUCCCCGCCUGCAAAUCAGCAGUAGCAAAGAUGUGUGUGGAUGGAUGGAUGGAUGCCUCGCUGUCCCCGCGCUCUCUCACGUGCAUCUGCUGCCGCAGUGUGUCCUUCUGCGUGCCGUGCUGCUGCUUGUCCUUUGCGCACCGCCUCAGCUCAUCCUCUAUCGCCCUAGCCCCCUCCUGCGUGGCUCUCCGCUGCUUGUCAAGCGCCAAAUUCUCCAUGACCAGCCGGUUGCCCUCCUCACGGAGCGCAUCCAGCCGGCCGGUCUUGCCAUCCUUCUCGCCCCUGGCGGUCGCCUGCCGGUCCCUCCGCCCUCCCAGUGCCGUGCGAGUGUCGGCCGCCUUGGUCCUGACCUGCUCCUUGACCUCAUCUCGGGCCUGGCGCAGGUCGCCCACGGCCUCCUUGGCCCGCUCGAGUAGCUCCUCGACGGCGGCUUUCUCCUCGGUGAGCUGCCGCUGCUGCUCCUCCUUGGCUGUGAUCUGGCUCUCGAAGCGCCUAACGGCGGCGUGGAGGGAAUCCCGGCCGCCCUCGUGCCCAGCAGGCUGCCUGAUACGGGCACCUGCACCACGACCACUGCCAGCGUCGCCGGCGGCGUCAAAGGGCUUGCGAUGCCGCAUAUCUCCGGAUCGAGGGAUUGCGGGGGACAAAAG